GAAGCCAUGAGGGUGGAUGAAGGCGAUGACCUUGUGGGUGUUUCUCAUCGUCGCAAUGGGCUUCUGCGCUUCUGCGGCUUCUUUUUUUCCUUCGGGAGGAAAACCAUGGGCGUCUUUCGAGUAUCCGUUCAGGCCUCAAUAUGAAGGCGAUCGUACAGGUCGCAUGUAUAUGAACCAGCAUGCGACCCAGAUCUCAGAUCGAUCUGAGAUCGUAUCAAACUGCAAGGAGACACCGGAAGCUUAUGUUUAUACUCUGGAAAUUCCCGGUUUGAAGAAAGAGGACGUAAAGGUUGAAGUUGAGGAUGGAUUUCUAAGGAUCAAAGGCGAGGAGAAGAAAUCAGAGAAGCAAAAUGGUGAGGUGCAUUGGUCGUAUAGGCAGUUCUGGAAGCAAAUCCCCAUCACAGAUGAUGCUAAUUCAGACGAUAUACACACGGACGUCACAGAUGGUAUCCUCACCAUUACUGUUCCUAUACGCCAUCAAAAGGGAAAGUCUCACAUGGACUGAAGGAAUUUCCCUAGCAUUACAUUAUCUAUACACACAUGAAUCACUAU
Telopea speciosissima is the source of this 552-nucleotide messenger RNA. Its product is annotated as 16.9 kDa class I heat shock protein 1-like. The record is from RefSeq and is a predicted model, not a curated record. The transcript has 3 exons. Lineage: Eukaryota; Viridiplantae; Streptophyta; Magnoliopsida; Proteales; Proteaceae. The coding region runs from base 17 to 505 and encodes 162 amino acids. Gene Ontology annotation, biological process: protein complex oligomerization; response to salt stress; response to heat.